UGUGCGUGCAACUGUUCAAGAUGGCUCCCUCCGCCGGCUCCUGGGGGAGCGAGCAGAGCGAGCAGAGUGUCGGCGGAGAGACGUCUAGUGGGCGUGUCACUUGUGCAAAGAGACCGUCAUGAAAAGGAUGGGUCUCUCCCGGCGGAUUUUUUGCUGCGUGUUUUUUGCGGUUUCCACGGUAAAGAAAAGUUACUCAAACAUACCGAAAUUGUCGUCACAUUCGUGGCGUGUGUUGUUGCGGAGUUAAAAAGGCGUAACAUUUUACUGAGAAUUAGAUAGGUGAAUUUGCACUGUGCAAUACCACACGAGCUUCUCGGAGCGCGCAUGCGUAGAAAGGG
Gryllus bimaculatus (two-spotted cricket) is the source of this 338-nucleotide messenger RNA. Lineage: Eukaryota; Metazoa; Arthropoda; Insecta; Orthoptera; Gryllidae. The record is from the annotation of a GenBank genome assembly.